This is a messenger RNA of Piliocolobus tephrosceles (Ugandan red Colobus), 5593 nucleotides long. RefSeq lists its product as uncharacterized. The transcript is spliced from 5 exons. The record is from RefSeq and is a predicted model, not a curated record. Bases 4409 to 4810 code for a protein of 133 amino acids. Lineage: Eukaryota; Metazoa; Chordata; Mammalia; Primates; Cercopithecidae.
UCUAGUGUUUGCUCUUUUUAAAUGGUUGCUGAUUGGGAAAAAUACCAGAGUAAACUGAUGUUUCAUGGCACGUACCACCACGUGUCUGGGGGGCGACGAUCUUUAGGGCGUGGGAAGCAGUAUGAUAUAAUGACGAAACGCGCCCAUGCUUUGGAAUCAGAAACACCUGGAUCUGAGACCUAGCUCUGUGGUUUACCAGCUGUGUGUUCUGGGACAAGUUAUUACACUUCUCUGGGGCUCAGCUUCCUUGUCUUAAGAUGGGCUAAUACAGUGCUUACCUCAUCGUAUCAUCAAGUUGGGCAGGAAACAGAUGGUGAACUUGAACUGGGACUGUUUACAAAGAUGUGGGGAGGGCUUAGGGAAAUGAAGAUGAGACAGUGAAGCAUUUGGGGCUAGCAACAAUGGGGAGCUGUUACCACUCCUAACCUGAAGUUAUGAAAGAAGGGAAUAAAUAAUAGGUAAGGGGACCCAAAGGAGGCAGCUAAUUGGAAGGGUGUCUGGCUGGAGCUGUGGGCUCCGGUGGAGGAUGCAGUUGGCCUAAAGUGACCCGAUGGGGACCUGGGGGAAUAACUUAACCACUUGCCCUCCUCGGGGAACUCCUGACCUCAUCUUCCUGUGUCCUUCCAUCUCUGGCUAAUGCUCCCCAUGGACCAAAUCUAACCAGAAUCCAGAGGCAAGCUAGAUGAGCGAUGUGGCCCAUUCAGGUCAGCCUCCCAGACCAGAACAGGUAGAGAAGACGGAGAGUGGAUCUGCAGGAGCAAAUAGAAGAUUAAACAAAAUAGAGACCGUGAUGAGGUUAGCAUCAUGCCUGGAACACAGUAAGUCCACAAGCCCUCAACAAAUGUUAAUUUAUGUUGGACUUUGCACUCCCUGUCUGCCUGUUUUGCUUACUGCUUACUUCCUGGUUUUCAUCAGCUCACGUAUAGUUGAGAUAACUUCCAAAUAAUCAAGUGUUAUUAUCUAUAUUGGAGUGUUAUGAAGUAGUAAUGAGUGUAUAAAAAAGAUAACCAGGGACUCUGGGGGUAAGAGAUGACAGAGGGAAACAGAAGAAGGAGAGUACGUAAGAGAAAAGGAUGGAGAAAACUGUAUGUUCCCUAUGAGGCUGGAAUGAAUGCAAGAUUACCUUACUUUAAAAUCAAAUAAUGCACUUACUGGGAUGUGAUAACAGUGCAUUUGCAAUUUUACAGCCCAGUGAGACUUGCCAGAAAGGGAUUUUGCAAGGAAGGUCUUCCUGCCCUAAAAGCCAAACCUAGUGCUUACUUCUAGAUUAGUAGGUCUUAACCCAUCAUGCCUGCUCCCCCAAAACCAAGUAGUCAAAUGUGUUAAUCUGGAUGUUUAAAUACCUGCAUGUUCCUGCCUAGGUGCCUGGGUCAGGUGAAAGUUCUAUUCUGAUUUGGGAAAUGGCUACAGUGUGUUGGUCCUCACAUGGGAUAGCUCCCAGGUAGGAAGGGGGCCCCAGACAGUAUCUGAAGAGUGGCUCAUAAACUCAGUGUCCUUUCCUCCAGCCUUUACCAGCUGCUGACUUGGCCCCUUAGGAAUCUGUCUUCAUUCUACAAGCUAUUCUCCAGUGUCUGGUUCAGGCACCAGAGCAGAGCAUUCCAGGCUUUCUGUGAUUGGUCCUGGCCACCUGUUCCAUCUCCAAGACCCUCCAGCAUCCUUCUCUCAUUUGCUUACCCUAUCCUCCAGGCCUUGGCACAGGCCACUCUCUGUGUCCGGGACAUACACCCUCCUCCUGGCUAACCUUCCUCAGCCUCCAGGACCUUUCAAGUGUCCUCUCCUCUGAGAGCCUUGCUGGACUGCCCACGGGGAGUUGGGAAGCCCUUCCACAUGCUCCUGUUAGCCCUCUUCGAUUCUCUCACUCACAGUACUUCCACACUGUCUUGGUUUCCUGGCUAAUCUCUCCCAACACACUGGACACCCCUUGAGAAGAGACUUGACAUAUUCAUCUUGAUUUUAAUGUCAUUCAGCAAAAUUCCUGGCACUCAGAGGGCAUGCAACAAAGCUUUAGUGAAUGAAUGUUUAGAGCGUAAUUCAGAAAAUAAGCAAAAAAAAGUGUCACAAACACCAAAGCACCAAGUUAACCAAGCUAUAUGUUCUAGAACAUUCUUCUUCUCCUCCUGUCACUCUAGCUCUCCUGCGCCUACAGCAGACAGGACAGAGUCUGCUCUUUCACCUGCUCUUUUCUAGUCUUUUCUUUCAGGUAUCCCCUGAAAUGCCACUUCCUCAGAGGCUAUCCCUGACUACCCAAUCCAAAGCAGUCAGUCUCUUGAUUACACUUCAGUCUAUUUUAAUUUGUUAGAGAGCACUUACUGCUAGCACCAAGGUUUUAUUUCUGUGUUUUCUUUCUAUCUCCACCAUUACGCUGUAGCUCCGUGUGAGCAGGGACCUUGUCUGCUCACUAUUGUAUGCCCAGCACCUCGCACAGUGUGUGGCAGAGUGAAGUGUUCAUUAAAUACGCGUUAAAUGAAUGCAGGCCACUGCUGCUGCAUGCUGAGUUAAUUUGAUGUAUGGCUUCUAUCACUGCUGUCAGAUUAGGUGCUCUAGAGAAACUCAGAAAGGGCUGCGUCUCCUCAUGACAUUGCAGGUUGGGAGGGAGACCUCAGUUCCCUUCCUAGGCCAAAGUGGGAUAUGCUGCCUGCUUGCAGCUUCCUUGUGGCCUGGACUUCCCCAUGAAGGCCAGAUGCUGAGCAAUCCCAGCCCAUGUGUCUGCAGGCUCCUAAUACUGAAAUGUUCCUCUAGCUUUCUGUGAGAGCAGCUGGAGCCGCCCAUUGCCUACAUUGAUAGAGGAAUGUGCCCAGGGCUCCUGGCUGGCCUGACACGCAGCAGGAGGCAGGCACAAUAGCCAGCACAGUGAGGACACAUCACACUUCUUCCUUUUCCCAUAACCCUACGCUGAGAGUGCAUGCCGCCGCCUGGUUGGGAGCAGAAACUGGCCUCACUUCCUGGGGCCUGCUGAGCAGACAAUGUGGCUUUCUAGCUGUGGCACAGAAGAAGGCAAAUCUUUACUAGCUGUGGCCUCACUCCCUGCCCCUCCCAUUCCUGCAGAAAUUGCUCUACCAGCUCAGCAGAGUGCCAGGUCUGGAAUCUCUCACCUGUCCCUGGCCCUUCCUUUAAGCCCUCUGGUUUACUGGAAAUCAUAAACUGUGAGACACAGCUUUUAUCACACCCUGAACAGUUCACUCUUAAGAUUUAAUGCUGGAGGCUAAAACAACCAGAGACACUGGAGGCCUCCUGCUUACUCACAGUGACUGAUGUUUGCACCUGGCAGUUGAGGUCAGGUUGCUCCUCUUAAGUCACAUGAUUUGCGUCAAGGCAGGAAGGUGUCGGGGCCACUUGUUGCAAAGAGACCAGGAGGCGACCACAGAAACGCUGCAAACCAGCCAUGGCAGCAAAGGCUGUGCUUUCAUGGGAGCCAGCCCUAGGAGUGUGGAGCUGGGCUGGCAGCUGGUAAAUGACCCUCUCGGAGCCUAAAUAAACCCUAGCUUUUCACUCAGAGCAAGCUCAGGAUGCCUUCCUCCCUCUAAAACACCUGCUGAAUUGAAUCACUUUCAACCCUUUCUGGAGUAGGAUGAGGCAUUAGUUAAUUAACAAAUUAAUUAAGUGUACCGAAUAGUCACCCAGAAGAUACUCGUCACUUAAGGGUCUCCAAAUCACAGUAUAGGUCCCACCCUACCCAGAUACCUAAUCUUGUUCCAGGGGUUGCUUGACCUCAGGCAUUUAUCUCCUGGUUGUCAUGGAAUGUGCUCAGAUAAACAGUAGCACACCAACCUGGCCCCUCUGCCAGCCUCAGAUCCUUCUAAGAGCAGUGGAGCUCCCUGGUGGCCACCAGUCACCUGGGCUCCAGGCAGCCCAACACACAUUCCCCUGCUGAGGUCUCUCACAUGGCCUCUCUAGGCACAAAGUAGGUGCUCAGUAAAUGCUUGUGGCAUGAAGGAACCUCCUGGAGUGUGUGAGUUCUCAGGCUUCAAGGCCCCUAGACAAGCAGAUGUCUCUCCCCUAUCACCAUAGUCACCCCAGGGACUGCAGGGCAGGCCGAAAUCAGCCAGUGACUCAGCUCCCUGGGCAAUUCAGCUGGCCCACAGGCCACUUCCUCUGCUCCCCAGCGCCAAAGGGAUGCAGAUCAGCAAGGAAGAAGCCAGCUGCAGGCACGCAGCUCGAGGGCAGGUGGGCAUGAUGUCUGGCUACCACUUGCACCGGACGCCACACACAGCCAGGGUGGCAGAAGGCCCCACCCACCGUGUGCCAGUGGGACACCACCCUCAUGAUCUGCGUUUCCAGGUUUCCAACUGAGGACUGAGCACACUCUCAACAUGGCUCUCCUAACUGCUCUCAAGGAUGGACAGCUGGCCUCAAGGGGACACUGCAAAGGGGCUCUAGGAAGAAGCCACUGUCCCUCCAGACCAUAAAAAUGGCUACCAGGGGCAAAGCCAACAGUUUUCACUGUAAACUUUUCUCAAGAAAAUCACAGAUUUUCCCCCUCUGCGAUGCUCAGCUCACCCUGGAAAGGAGGAGGACCCAAGCUGACACAAUGAUGCCCUUCCUUGACUUGGAGAACGUUGGAAAAGGCCCACGUUUUGGAAGGCUCCAAUUCUGCACAUGUUGGCUCAGGUGUCAGCCCUGCGCUCUCCUGCCCUGGGGAAGCAAUGAUCCAGUUAAUGUCCUCUGUAACGGAGAAAAGGAAGAGAAUCUUGCAGCAGAUUCUGAAAUGUGUCUUCUAGCCUCUGCACUAUCCAGCGCGGCCACUGCCAUGGAGAUGUACAUAGUGACAUGUUCACACAGGAAGAGACCAGAGAGGAUGGACUAUAAGUAGUCUAUAGGUUGUUAUUCAUUUGAAAGUGAGGGCCAGUGCACUGGGACAAGAACCCUCCCUGGCCAAAGAUCCAGUACUGGAUGGAGUCCAUGUGCCGUAUGAGCUUGUUUUCCUGUUAACAUGCGACCUCCAGCUUACAUUCAAGCCGGUUAGUACUUCCAUCCCACUGCUCUAGUGUGCCCUCGGCCCAUGGGACUUACCAAGGUAAACGAAGUAGGGAGACAGGAUGCUGCCCAGGCGGGACGCUGUGGAGCUGACUCCCACACCCAUGUUUCUCACUACUGUGGGAUACAGCUCAGCUGUGUACACGUAGACCAUGGAAAAGGCAGCCGUGACUCCAAACUUGCCCACCAUCACCAGGACUGUAGCCAAAUAAUACAAGUCUGGAGGAGCAAAGGAUAGAGGGUAGGAUUAGGUACCAACCCACGGCACACAGCUAUUGAGAGCAAAACAAACAUACUUGCUCCCCAAAUUUUUGGGGGAGUCAGUUUCUAUCACUUCCUAUUGUGGGGGAAGGAGCUAUAGCCAAGACUUCCCUCCAAGUUGACUGCUGAAAGGAGGCUGGGGACUGCAGCUAUAAGGACAUGUGCUUUCCUCAGCCUGGAGACCACCAGAGUAAGCUUCUCAAUAGUCCAAUCAACCUGCUUCCCAGUCCAGAAGUCAUUAAAGACAUGUCUGUCAGGGAUUAGCUGUCACCCCCAGACCUCACACUGCAGGCACUAUGGAAUUAACUCAUGAUGUUUAGAUGAAUGGAGAAUUCAUUGCUAACUCAUUUCAUGCUUU